This is a messenger RNA of Cololabis saira (Pacific saury), 1009 nucleotides long. It is a transcript of the gene med18, whose product is annotated as mediator of RNA polymerase II transcription, subunit 18 homolog (yeast). Gene Ontology annotation, molecular function: transcription coregulator activity. NCBI's taxonomy places the organism in Eukaryota, Metazoa, Chordata, Actinopteri, Beloniformes, Belonidae. Gene Ontology annotation, cellular component: core mediator complex; mediator complex. The record is from RefSeq and is a predicted model, not a curated record. Gene Ontology annotation, biological process: regulation of transcription by RNA polymerase II; termination of RNA polymerase II transcription. The coding region runs from base 136 to 765 and encodes 209 amino acids. The transcript has 3 exons.
CAAGCGAUUUUGAAUGCUCAGUGUUGUUAGUAGCCUCGGUAGCCACAUGUAGCUCCCACUGGAGCUCAGAUAGCAGCAGCUCCUGAUAAUUAAACUCCGUUUGUGGUCAAAUGGUCUUAGAGGAGCAUCAGAACUAUGGAGGCUCCCCCUGUUACUGUGAUGCCUGUCACCGGCGGAACCAUCAACAUGAUGGAGUAUCUGCUGCAAGGCAGUGUACUGGACCAGGCGCUGGAGAGCCUCUUACAUCGCCUUCGUGGUCUCUGUGACAACAUGGAACCUGAAAGUUUUACAGAUCACGAACUAGUUUACCUUUUGAAAGGCCAACAAGGAAACCCUUUCAUUUUACGUGCCCGGCGCUCCCUCUCCCAUCCCAAAGCUCCAUGGCACCUACGUUAUCUAGGCCAGCCUGAAGUGGGAGACAAGAGCCGCCACGCCUUGGUUCGCAAUUGUGUUGAUGUGGCCGCCUCACACAGCCUUCCAGAGUUCCUAAAUGAGAUGGGCUUCCGCAUGGAUCACGAGUUUGUAGCCACGGGCCACAUAUUUCGUAAAGGUGCUAUGAAAGUCGUGGUUAGCAAGGUGUCUCGGAUCCUGGUACCAGGGAACACAGAAAACACAGAGCGAAUGUCACUUUCGUGUUUAGUUGAACUGAGUGUUUGUGCGCCUGCCGGCCAGGAUACUGUAUCGGAGGACAUGCGCAGCUUUGCUGAGCAACUCAAACCCCUCAUUCACCUGGAGAAGAUUGAUCCAAGCAAACAGAGACAUUAAGUUUGAUUUACUUAUGUCCUUUUUUGCAAAAAAUGUAAUUGACUGCUUUUGUUUUUAUUGCCUAUGUUUUUUUUAUACUAUGUUUGUGUUAUAGAAAAAUUAAAUACAGUGCAACUUUGUAACAGUUAUGCCUCUGGUUUAUCUGUUUAUGUAAGCCAAAAAACCUCUCAUCCAUCAAAAAUCUGCAAAUUUCUCUGGUUUUCAUCAAAUUCUGAUCACCAAAGUUAUCAGGGCUUAAUCUUAC